Messenger RNA from Equus caballus (horse), 4654 nucleotides. The record is from RefSeq and is a predicted model, not a curated record. NCBI's taxonomy places the organism in Eukaryota, Metazoa, Chordata, Mammalia, Perissodactyla, Equidae.
GGUUUGAUUAUUAUAUCAAAAACAUCUCAGACGUGUGACCAGACAAUCUUGCAAACCUUCACUACUCUCUUCUCUCUCUAGAAGCAGCUUGCCUAAAAAUGGUUUCAUUCCCAAGGGUGCGCUAACUUGGAGCCGUUUAUUGGUUAAGGGCACAGGCUUGGCCCUAAUCUCUAAAGCAGGGAUGUUCAGCCUCAGUAAAAGGAAUAUCUGAUGGCAUGCCUGCAUGCUGCGUCCUAAUAUUUUUCCACCUCAGCCCUUGCUGACAAAAGUUAAGUGACUGUCAACAUUGUCUCAACUGGACUUCCCUUAGUUGAGGAGCCCCUUGUACCUUUAUGACCAUCCACCAUCUCCUUGGAGCUGGGGUGCAGUGCUGGGGCAGGGGGUCCUUCCUAGGUGCACCCUGACAGGUAGUUGUUGGCCUCGCCCUUCAGUGGGCUUCCUGUAGGCCCUCAGCAUUAGCAGAUGGUGCCUUCGUCUUCCUCAGCGCUGUCCCCUAGCUGCUGAGCACAGUGUUCAGGGCUGGCCUAAGACCAGGUGGGAACGAGAUCCUGGUCCAACAAGUGGGCUUCAUUCAGCCUGAGGUGGUCAAUUAAAGCGCCCACCUGCCCUGAGGACGUUGCCAGCCCACUGGGCGCAUUUGUUUAAACUCAAGGGUUAGCGUUCCCCUGUAUCUCUACUGAAUUUCACCUUCUUGCUCUCUGUCCACUGUUGUCAUGCCCAUGCUUUUAUUUUUUUCUUAAUAAACUUUUUAUUGUGGAACACUUCUAGCUGUGUAGAAGCUCAUGUUAUUUUGAAUCUUCUUUAUUCAGCUUUGGACUUAUCCAUCUCUCAGAUUUUCGUGAGAGUUUAAUGCACUUCAUCCAAACCUGAUGGAGACACUGAGCAGCAGAGAGCGUGGGGCAGAGUCGGUUAAGAGUCCUCUAGGGAUCUUCCUUCAAGUUCGCGGACAACAGGUUUCUCCAGCUGUGGUCCUGCUGCCUCGUGCAUCUUGUAGGUCACAUCAUAUUGGAACCAGGAAGAGCAGCUUUAACGUUACGCUGAACUGAAGCCAGUGGGUGCCUCUGGGUCUCCCCGUGUCUGUGUGGAGCCACUGGUCCUGUCAUUAUGUCUGCUGUGACUGAAUAUUCAUAACCGCCUCCUGGGGACAUUCUCCUGCAGUGCCCUUCUAAUUAGAGGGAAUGUGUGAUGGCAGUGGCAGACUGCUUUUAGGUCUGGAGUAGAAACUCAUUAUGGAAAGUUUACUUACAGGAAGCAGUGUUCUGAGGUGACCUUAGGUUGGGCAUCCUGUUUGACUCAAAUAGAUGGCAGAAAUUUAUUUUUGCCCUUAGAACAACCAGUGUGUAUUUCGAGUGCUGUAAGGUUUUCGAGAAUUGAAAGCACAUCUCCUCUGAGUGGACUUGGUUUGCUAUGUCGCAGCUGUCCUUUCCCUUGAGUGUACGCGGCUUGUUACCUACUGCAGUAGCCCCUUUUCUCGACCUCCUCUGCAUGUGUAUUGGGAUUGUUAAAAACUCCUUAGAGCAAGAACUUUUGCCUCUUACGGUGCCGUGGAGUAUGUAGUGGCCGCUUGUAAGGUGGACUAGGCUGACCUUGAUCCUAGUUCCAUUGAAGCCCUUCACGAUUGCAUGGUGAAAGUUCAUGGCCAGAGGUGUACGUCAGCGUGUCAGACCUCCUCAGAGCUGUCUGUUCUUCCUCAUUAGUGGACUGCUAUUGCCCACCUGAUGAAAACCAGAAACUUGACAGAAAUGAUAGAUCCUGAAGUCGCCAAAGGCCCCUGGUAUGAAGUGCAAAGAGAACAGUGCUGGUCUCCUAGCUGGCUAUUAUUUGUUGGUACAAACAGCAUUGUCAGAAACACAGGAUCCUGAAGAGGUCUCAGUCACUGUCAAGGCCUUCAUGACAGCUGACCUGCCUAACGAACUGAUUGAGCUGCUGGAGAAGGCGGUUCUGCAUACCUCUGUCUUCAGUGAGCACAGGAAUCUCCAGAAUCUGCUGAUCCUGACCGCCGUUAAGGCGGACCACACACGGGUCAUGGAAUACAUAAGCCACCUGGACAACUGCGAUGCCCCAGCCAUUGCCAGCAUUGCUGUCAGCAGUGCCCUGUACGAGGAGGCGUUUGUCAUCUUCCGCAAGUUUGACAUGAAUGCCUCAGCAAUCUGGGUGAGGGUCCUGAUCGAGCACAUGGGAAAUCUAGACCGAGCAUACGAGUUUGCAGAGAGAUGCAAUGCGCCUGCUGUGUGGAGUCAGCUGGCCCGUGCCCAGCUCCAGAAAGACUUGGUGAAGGAAGCCAUCGACUCCUACAUCAGAGCUGAUGACCCUUCCUCUUACCUGGAGGUCGCUGAGGCAGCCAGUAGGAGCAGUCCACCUCGGGAAGUAUCAGGCAGCGGUGGACAGCAGCGCCAAGGCCAAGAGCACGUGGACGUGGAAGGAGGUGUGCUUUGCCUGUGUGAAUGGGCAGGAGUUCUGCCUUGCACAACUGUGUGGUCUUCACAUCGUUGUUCAUGCAGACGAGCUGGAGGAACUGAUACACUAUUACCAGCCGCAGAAGAUGCCGGAGCACCUGGAGCUCUUCUGGUCCCGUGUCAACAUCGCAAAGAUGCCUGGAGAGAAGGGCAGUUCAAGGACAUCAUUGCCAAGGUUGCCGAUGUGGAACUCUGCUGUAAAGCCCUGCAGUUCCAUGUGGAUUACAGACCUCUGCUCAUCAACCACCUGCGGCUUAUGCUGGCGCCCCGGCUGGACCACACCCGGACUGUCGGCUUCUUUUCAAAAGCGGGCCAGCUGCCUCUGGUGAAGCCUUACCUGUGGUCAGUUCAGGGCCACAACAACAAGAGUGUGAAUGAGGCGCUCAACCACCUGCUGAUGGAAGAGGAGGAUUAUCAGAACCCUAGGAGAGCGUCUGUCAAUGCUUAUGACAACUUUGACAACAUCGCCCUGGCACAGCGGUUGGAGAAUCACCAGCUGAUCGAGUUCAGGCACAUUGUUGCUUAUCUGUACAAGGGCAGCAGCUGGUGGGCCCAGAGCGUGGCGCUCUGCAAGAAAGACCAUCUCUACAAGGUGGACAGACUGGAUGCCUUAGAGAGUCUACACAAGCAAGAGGAGCGUGUGGUGGAGCCCUCCCUUCUCCUGUUUGACCAUAACCCGCCGCCGCCGCCGCUGCUGCCCCCGCGGACCGAGCGCCCAAAGCAGGAGGCUCGGACCCGAGGCCGACGUCGGGCGUCUGCCUGCUCGCCCGCCAUGGCCGCGCCGCGCGCUCUGGCGGCCGCCGCGCCGGCGCCCGGGAAGGCCAAGCUCACGCACCCGGGGAAGGCGAUCCUGGCAGGCGGCCUGGCGGGCGGCAUCGAGAUUUGCAUCACCUUCCCCACCGAGUACGUGAAGACGCAGCUGCAGCUGGACGAGCGCUCGCAUCCCCCGCGCUACCGGGGCAUCGGGGACUGCGUGCGGCAGACUGUCCGUAGCCACGGCGUCCUGGGCCUGUACCGAGGCCUCAGCUCCCUGCUCUACGGCUCCAUCCCCAAGGCGGCAGUCAGAUUCGGGACGUUCGAGUUCCUCAGCAACCACAUGCGAGACGCCCAGGGACGGCUGGACAGCACACGCGGGCUGCUGUGCGGCUUGGGCGCUGGCGUGGCGGAGGCCGUGGUGGUCGUGUGUCCCAUGGAGACCAUCAAGGUGAAGUUCAUCCACGACCAGACCUCCUCCAACCCCAAGUACAGAGGGUUCUUCCAUGGUGUCAGAGAGAUUGUGCGGGAACAAGGGCUAAAGGGGACAUACCAGGGCCUCACAGCCACCGUCCUGAAGCAGGGAUCCAACCAAGCCAUCCGCUUCUUUGUCAUGACCUCUCUGCGCAACUGGUACCGAGGGCCUGGAGGCACACAAAUACCGGAACACGUGGGACUGCGGCUUGCAGAUCCUAAGGAACGAGGGGCUCAAGGCAUUUUACAAGGGUACUGUCCCACGCCUGGGCCGGGUCUGCCUAGACGUGGCCAUUGUGUUCAUCAUCUACGACGAGGUGGUAAAGCUGCUAAACAAAGUGUGGAAGACGGACUGAGCUCUGAGGGUCUGCGUGGGGGCCGUCCCCAGGUGCCUCCAGACAAGCCCCCACUGUCCUCUUCUCACGAUUCCAGUGCAGUCGUGCCAAAAGGCCCCCUUCCCCUGACCCUCGCACUUCGUGGCCUGGGUCUGGCCCCUGUGGCCAUUAAGUCCACCUGUCCCAUAGUGCUGUGUGUCUCCUGUGGCCUGUGUGACACUGUUGUGUCCAUGAAUCCGGCUGAGGCUGGGUGAUCCUCUGGCCUGUGAAUCUGUGCCCACUUGUCCAUGUGCUUAUUCACGAGCCAUGUGCUUGUGUUUCGUGUUCCAUGUCACAUGACCCUAUGACCCACUUCCCGGGGUGCCUGUGUGGCCUGGGUCCACGGCCCUGUAGCCAUGGCCCAGUCCCAGCCCGGUGCCUUCCACCCUGGGCAGCAGGGGCAUCUGCCCCAGCCUACCACAGCUGCCUCCGGGCCUCAGCCUGGCCUCACCGCAUUCCAGGGGCUGCGUGCCCCCUGCUUCUCCUGCCACUGGCCUUAACUGGUCCUCGGGCCCUCCCUCUGCCCAGGAUAGGGUGGCACCUGCCGCUCUCAGGACCACCCUCCCAAGGCAGAAUAAACUGGAUCCUAUCACAGUC